Messenger RNA from Sander lucioperca (pikeperch), 689 nucleotides. RefSeq lists its product as uncharacterized. Bases 77 to 631 code for a protein of 184 amino acids. The transcript is spliced from 2 exons. The record is from RefSeq and is a predicted model, not a curated record. Lineage: Eukaryota; Metazoa; Chordata; Actinopteri; Perciformes; Percidae.
UUACGACAGAAUAACGAAUAAUAAUUAAAUAUUAAAACCUUCUGAAGAGGAACUUUCUCUCGUCUCUCAGGAGAAAAUGUCGGACGACAGAAAAGAGGAAGAGGAAGAGGAAGUGACCUGCCAGCCCCUCCCCCCUCUGCCCCCCUCUGUUGCCAAGGAGACGGCGAUGUCAGCGCGGAGGCAGGACCUGGUGUGCAUCGUGUGUUUCGGGAGCUACGACCUGGCGGCGCGGUUGCCGCGGCGACUGCACUGUGGCCACGCCUUCUGCCAGGCGUGUCUAAAGAGACUCGACACCGUCAUCAACGAGCAGGUGUGGAUCCCGUGUCCUCAGUGUCGGCAGAAUACGCCGCGGCCGCGGGGCGGCGCCGCUGGUCUGGACCUGGACCUGGCGUCCUUCCUGGCGGUGAAGCAGGGCAGCAGAGAUGUGCUGGGAGCCGGGCCCCCGGCCGCCAGCGCUGGUGGCCGGGGGCCCGGCUCCCAGCACGGGAAGCUCUGGCUGGGGAAGGACGGCCCUGAGGACGCCUGGUCACACGGAGGGCUGGCCCAGCCACGCUUCCAUCGCUACGGAAACUGCUGCCCGCCGGCCUCCUAUUGGCUCUGCUGCUGGUUCUGCUGCAGGGGGCGGGGCUAGGACCGACCAAUGAGUGUGCUGAAUGGAGAUUAUUCUGUAAAUAAACUGUAGCGUGUUA